Messenger RNA from Tarenaya hassleriana, 1472 nucleotides. Its product is annotated as metal tolerance protein 9-like. Gene Ontology annotation, molecular function: monoatomic cation transmembrane transporter activity. NCBI's taxonomy places the organism in Eukaryota, Viridiplantae, Streptophyta, Magnoliopsida, Brassicales, Cleomaceae. Gene Ontology annotation, biological process: transmembrane transport; monoatomic cation transport. The record is from RefSeq and is a predicted model, not a curated record. The transcript has 6 exons. Gene Ontology annotation, cellular component: membrane. Bases 12 to 1310 code for a protein of 432 amino acids.
AAUCGUGCAACAUGAAUACACGAGCAAACGAAUCGUCGUUUCUCUCUCUAACUUUUCCGGAAAACUCGAACGCGCAGAGAGAGAGAGAGAGAUCUGCAAUGGCGACGGAGGAUCUCCGCCGUUCUGGCGCUGCCUAUUGCGAUGCCGAGCUUUUGCCCCAGGAUGAUGACGCGCCGCCGUCUCCUUCAUCAUGGCGUCUCAACCUCGAAACCUUUCGCCUCCCUUCCUCGCCGUCUCCCGGCGGCCGCCAUAACCGUCUCACGCGCAUCUCCCGCAUCCUCCGUACGACACCGAGAAAAGAGCGUAAAGUUUCCGAGUAUUACAAGAAGCAGGAGAGGCUUCUUGAGGGUUUCAAUGAGAUGGAGACGAUCAAUGAAACUGGUUCUUUAACAGGAACCCCAACCGAGGAAGAACUGAAGAAGCUUGCAAAGAGCGAGAGGCUGGCGGUUCACAUCUCAAAUGUGGCUAACCUUGUGCUCUUUAUUGCAAAGGUUUAUGCUUCUGUUGAAAGUAGAUCCAUGGCUGUGAUUGCUUCAACUUUGGACUCUCUGUUGGAUCUCUUGUCCGGGUUUAUUCUGUGGUUUACCGCAAAUGCCAUGAGAAAACCAAACCAUUACCACUAUCCAAUUGGGAAAAAACGGAUGCAACCUGUGGGCAUCAUCGUGUUUGCAUCCGUGAUGGCAACUCUUGGGCUGCAAGUAUUGCUCGAGUCAGCCAGGCAACUUGUCUCCAAGACUGGUCCUCAUAUGAGUAGCAGCGAGGAGAACUGGAUGAUCGGGAUUAUGACUUCUGUAACUGUCGUGAAGUUCCUGCUCAUGAUCUAUUGCAGGAGAUUCCAGAACGAAAUCGUCAGGGCCUAUGCCCAGGAUCACCUUUUUGACGUCGUCACCAAUUCCAUAGGUCUAGCAACCGCAGUCUUGGCUGUAAAGUUCUACUGGUGGAUCGAUCCUACCGGUGCUAUUCUAAUUGCGUUGUACACAAUAGGAACAUGGGCAAGAACGGUAUUAGAAAACGUCCACUCGCUGAUAGGAAGAUCAGCGCCGCCGGAAUUCCUGACGAAGCUGACGUUCCUGAUAUGGAACCACCACGAACAGAUCAGACACAUCGACACUGUCCGAGCGUACACCUUCGGAUCGCACUACUUCGUGGAAGUGGACAUAGUGUUGCCCGAAGACAUGAGACUUCACGAGGCACACAACAUCGGAGAGACCCUUCAGGAGAAGCUCGAGCACCUUCCCGAGGUCGAACGUGCCUUCGUCCACAUCGACUUUGAGUUCACUCACCGUCCCGAACACAAGUCUAAGGUCUAAUCACUCCCCACCUCUCUCUUGUCCGCUUCUCUUCUUUUUGGUGUUGUGUACAAUAAUGUUUCUAUUCUCGUUGGUGUGCCACCAAACUCUCUCAUCGACACUUCCUUUUUAUUCUUUAUAUAUCGAACCUUCAAGGUUAAAUAAAUGUGUGUAUAUAUAAAA